Cryptosporidium ubiquitum is the source of this 429-nucleotide messenger RNA. RefSeq names its product centromere protein A. Lineage: Eukaryota; Apicomplexa; Conoidasida; Eucoccidiorida; Cryptosporidiidae. Bases 1 to 429 code for a protein of 142 amino acids. The transcript is spliced from 3 exons. The record is from RefSeq and is a predicted model, not a curated record. Gene Ontology annotation, molecular function: DNA binding; structural constituent of chromatin; protein heterodimerization activity. Gene Ontology annotation, cellular component: nucleosome.
AUGGCUCGUUCUAAAACUUCAAGCAAGCGAAUUGCUAAAUAUCCGUCAAAAACUCCUAUUCUUCACCAAUCACCGAAUAAUAGAGCAGUUAGUAACAGCCCCCUUAGCCCAAGGAAGUAUAGAAGAAGACCAGGAACGGUUGCCUUGAGAGAAAUUAGAAAGUAUCAGGCCUCCACUGACUUACUCAUUGCUAAACUACCUUUUGCUCGUGUUGUUAGAGAAGUUACACUGAAAUUUGUUCCCCAUGGCGAAAUGUGGAGGUGGAACGCUGAAGCAUUGCAUGCUAUUCAAUGCGCAGCAGAGGCAUUUCUGCAAGGACUGUUUGAAGAUGCAUAUUUGUGCACUUUGCAUUCCAAAAGAGUUACUUUGCUUCCGAGAGAUAUAAGAUUAGCUAGACAGUUAAGGGGUAGAUAUGGGGACUUUAUUUAA